Molecule: messenger RNA, 1679 nt
Organism: Homalodisca vitripennis (glassy-winged sharpshooter)
Lineage: Eukaryota; Metazoa; Arthropoda; Insecta; Hemiptera; Cicadellidae
Exons: 2
Coding region: 126-629 (167 amino acids)
Source: RefSeq, a predicted model, not a curated record
UCUCACCACUCAACAUGCAGUCCGCAUCCACAGACUAGAUAACGUGGGAUGGUUUCCUACCCAUUGAUUUAUACCUUUCUCAUCACUCAACAUGUAGUCCGCAUCCACAGAGCAGAUAACAUGGGAUGGUUUCCUACCCAUUGAUUUAUGCCUUUCUCACCACUCAACAUGCAGUCCGCAUCCACAGCGCAGAUAACAUGGGGUGGUUUCCCACCCAUUGGUUUAUACCUUUCUCACCAGAACGCAUCCACAGAGCAGAUAACAGUGGAGUGGUUUCCUACCCAUUGAUUUAUGCCUUUCUCACCACUCAACAUGCAGUCCGCAUCCACAGGGCAGAUAACAGUGGAGUGGUUUCCUACCCAUUGAUUUAUGCCUUUCUCACCACUCAACAUGCAGUCCGCAUCCACAGCGCAGAUAACAUGGGAUGGUUUCCUACCCAUUGGUUUAUACCUUUCUCACCAGACCGCAUCCACAGAGCAGAUAACAGUGGAGUGGUUUCCUACCCAUUGAUUUAUGCCUUUCUCACCACUCAACAUGCAGUCCGCAUCCACAGAGCAGUUAACAGUGGAGUGGUUUCCUACCCGUUGGUUUAUGCCUUUCUCACCAGUCCGCAUCCACAGAGCAGAUAACAGUGGAGUGGUUUCCUACCCAUUGAUUUAUGCCUUUCUCACCACUCAACAUGCAGUCCGCAUCCACAGAGCAGUUAACAGUGGAGUGGUUUCCUACCCGUUGGUUUAUGCCUUUCUCACCAGUCCGCAUCCACAGAGCAGAUAACAGUGGAGUGGUUUCCUACCCAUUGAUUUAUGCCUUUCUCACCACUCAACAUGUAGUCCGCAUCCACAGAGCAGAUAACAGUGGGGUGGUUUCCUACCCAUUGGUUUAUACCUUUCUCACCACUCAACGUGCAGUCCGCAUCCACAGUGCAGAUAACAUGGGAUGGUUUCCUACCCAUUGAUUUAUGCCUUUCUCACCACUCAACAUGCAGUCCGCAUCCACAGGGCAGAUAACAGUGGAGUGGUUUCCUACCCAUUGAUUUAUGCCUUUCUCACCACUCAACAUGCAGUCCGCAUCCACAGCGCAGAUAACAUGGGAUGGUUUCCUACCCAUUGGUUUAUACCUUUCUCACCACUCAACAUGCAGUCCGCAUCCACAGUGCAGUUAACAGUGGAGUGGUUUCCUACCCAUUGAUUUAUGCCUUUCUCACCACUCAACAUGCAGUCCGCAUCCACAGAGCAGUUAACAGUGGAGUGGUUUCCUACCCAUUGAUUUAUGCCUUUCUCACCACUCAACAUGCAGUCCGCAUCCACAGUGCAGUUAACAGUGGAGUGGUUUCCUACCCAUUGAUUUAUGCCUUUCUCACCACUCAACAUGCAGUCCGCAUCCACAGUGCAGUUAACAGUGGAGUGGUUUCCUACCCAUUGAUUUAUGCCUUUCUCACCACUCAACAUGCAGUCCGCAUCCACAGAGCAGUUAACAGUGGAGUGGUUUCCUACCCGUUGGUUUAUGCCUUUCUCACCAGUCCGCAUCCACAGAGCAGAUAACAGUGGAGUGGUUUCCUACCCAUUGAUUUAUGCCUUUCUCACCACUCAACAUGCAGUCCGCAUCCACAGAGCAGUUAACAGUGGAGUGGUUUCCUACCCGUUGGUUUAUGCCUUUCUCACCAGUCCGCAUCCACAGAG